AUGGCAGCUGACAAUGCACCCCCUGCGCGUAGCUUUGUCAUCGCGCUUAUGGGCGGAGCUGUAGCUGGGACGUCCGUGGACAUUGCACUGUUUCCACUUGAUACUAUAAAGACACGACUGCAGUCUGCCCACGGGUUUUUCAAAGCUGGCGGCUUCCGUGGCGUUUACUCGGGGCUGUCGGCUGCGGCUGCAGGCUCGGCUCCAGGGGGUGCGCUCUUCUUUGGCAUGUACGAAAACUCCAAGUUGCUCAUUGGCACGAUCGCUCCGACACAGAAGCAUUCUCCCUUCGUGCAUAUGGCAGCUGCUGCUUCGGGUGAGAUGGCAGCAUGUUUGGUGCGGACUCCUACUGAAAUUGUAAAGCAGCGCAUGCAAACGGGUGUCUACAAGACACUACUGGAAGCGCUGCGUGAGAUUCGGUUAACUGAAGGUCUGGCGGGAUUUUACCGAGGCUACUGGAGCAUGAUUGCUCGCGAGAUUCCAUUCUCGUUCAUUCAGUUUCCGCUCUGGGAAGGGCUAAAGUACCAAUGGUCAAUGAAGCAGAAUGCCCCCGUAUCGUCACUGCAGGGUGCGCUUUGUGGGUCAAUUGCUGGUGGUGUAGCGGCGUCCAUCACGACCCCGCUCGACGUGGUCAAGACGCGUUUGAUGCUUGGCAAGGACGUCAAUGGCGUUCCAUACAAGGGCACCUUGAGCACACUGUCGCGCGUGUACACGGACGAAGGCUUAAAACGUCUAUUCUCGGGCGUCGGUCCGCGCACGAUGUGGAUCAGCAUCGGCGGCUUUGUCUUCUUCGGUAUGUAUGAGACGACCGUCUCGACGUUUGUGGCGGCGAUAUAA
Molecule: messenger RNA, 834 nt
Organism: Hyaloperonospora brassicae
Lineage: Eukaryota; Oomycota; Peronosporomycetes; Peronosporales; Peronosporaceae
Source: the annotation of a GenBank genome assembly